Molecule: messenger RNA, 1758 nt
Organism: Quercus lobata
Lineage: Eukaryota; Viridiplantae; Streptophyta; Magnoliopsida; Fagales; Fagaceae
Product: receptor-like protein EIX2
Exons: 1
Coding region: 1-1758 (585 amino acids)
Molecular function (GO): protein binding
Source: RefSeq, a predicted model, not a curated record
AUGGGGAAACUAUCAACGCUGGAAAAGUUGGCUCUUGGUGGAGGGAAUUCUUGGGAAGGUGUCUUAACUGAAGCUCAUUUCCAAAAUCUUACGCGAUUAACAUUUAUAGAGUUGGGUAUCUCCACUAGAUGGUCAUUGGUUUUAAAUGUCAAACAUGAAUGGGUUCCUCCUUUCAGCUUGACAUACAUUGUAUUCAAUCGCAUGAAGAUUGGUCCCAAAUUUCCAGCAUGGCUUCAAACUCAAAAUGAGCUCAACUCUCUUAGCCUCGUUGAUGUUGGCAUUUCUGAUACCCUUCCGCAAGGAUUUUGGAAUUCCAGCUCAAGUCUUAGCUAUUUGAGCCUUUCCCAGAACCAAAUUCAAGGACAGGUACCAUACUAUCAAUCUUAUUCUAUUACAUAUUACUUGGAUUUGAGAUUCAACAAUUUCGUGGGGCAGGUCCCACUUUUUCAUAGCAAAUUUAUGACAGUUUUAUAUCUUGAAGAAAAUAUGUUUUCUGGAGUUGUCCCUGAAAACAUAGGUGAACUAUUGCCCAAUUUACUUCACUUGGUCCUCUCUUCAAAUUUCAUUACCGGUAGAAUUCCACCUUCUAUUGGAAUACUUAAGAGCUUGGAAAUUCUUGCUUUGAGAAAUAAUAGCUUGUCUGGGGAACUCCCUCCUCAUUGGGAUGAUAUGCAGUCAUUAUACUUUUUGGACAUAUCACGCAACAAUAUAUCCGGUAAACUUCCAAGUUCAAUGCGAUUUUUGAGUUCACUACAGUGGUUAUCAUUGGGACAAAAUCACCUUGAGGGGGAGCUCCCUUCUUUCUUGAGAGAAUGCACAAAAUUGGUAAGCCUUGAUCUUGGAGGGAACAAAUUCUUUGGAAACAUACCAGUAUGGAUAGGAGAAAGCUUAUCAAAUCUAUCAAGGUUAAGCCUAAGAUCCAACUUGUUUGAUGAAGUCAUACCUCAACAAUUAUGUCUUCUUUCAAGCCUUCACAUCCUUGAUCUUGCACAUAAUGAUUUGUCAGGAGGAAUCCCUCAAUGUUUAGGGAACUUGAGUAAAAAUGGUGAAAGUAAAUUUGCUAAUUUCUUGGAACAAAUUGCAAUAUUUUAUAAAGGAAGAGACUAUCUAUAUAGAAACACAAUUUAUCUUGUCCAUUCUUUAGACCUUUCAGGAAAUAAUCUAUCAGGGGAAAUACCUGAUAGUAUAACAGACCUUUUAAAACUCAAUAUCCUAAAUCUCUCAAUGAAUCACCUGACAGGAAAAAUUCCCAAAAACAUAGGGAACUUAAAAAGUUUGGAAUCAUUUGAUCUCUCUAAAAACCAACUUUUUGGUCCCAUUCCUGAAAGUCUGUCUUUUUUUACUUUCUUGAGUUACUUGAAUUUGUCAUUCAACAACUUGUCUGGGAAAAUCCCAUCUGGGAAUCAACUUCAAACCUUAACUGACCCUUCCAUCUAUCAAGGCAACCCUUUGCUUUGCGGACUUCCGCUUUCCAAGAAGUGUCUAGGGGAUGAAACUGAUCCUAGAACAACUCCAAAUGGCAGCGGCAAUGGAGAAGAUAACAAUGAUGGAAUGGAAUUUGGGUCGCUAUCAUUCUACAUUAGCAUGGUAGCUGGCUAUAUUGUUGGAUUUUGGGGAGUUUGUGGCACACUAAUUAUCAAAACAUCAUGGAGACAAGCUUACUUUCGAGGCUUUGAUAAUUUGAAAGAUAGGAUUGUUGUUUUCAUUAUGGUUAAAGUUGCUCCUUUGAUAAGGAAGAUUAAGUUCGAGAGAAAUUGA